Desarmillaria tabescens is the source of this 1021-nucleotide messenger RNA. RefSeq lists its product as uncharacterized. NCBI's taxonomy places the organism in Eukaryota, Fungi, Basidiomycota, Agaricomycetes, Agaricales, Physalacriaceae. The transcript has a single exon. The coding region runs from base 359 to 694 and encodes 111 amino acids. The record is from RefSeq and is a predicted model, not a curated record.
UAGGUAGAAUAUUCUAGAUGCGUUCUGUAGUAUAUAAGGAGCUCGUCUCGAGCUCUAGUAGCUAACAAUUUAGUAUUAUCUACUUUGCAAGCCUCCCACUGCAAUAGUCACAAGAGAAAGUCCUGGCCUGGCCCGCGAACGAAAACCUGUUGAAGGCUCACGAUUGCGGUAAGGCAACAUGUGAACAUCAUGCCAUUGCUCCGCUUCUUUCAUUCAACUAUGUUUGUACAUGCCAUUGCCAUCAGAAGAAAGCCAGUUCCAUGACCACACCUAGUUGCGGAAUCAAUGGCGAGUGUUUUACUUAUUCGCUUUCUCCCCCACAACUCAUGGUUCAUAUGCAUGAUCCUUGCUGGUGGACAUGAAGCAUAGAUGCGUGUUGACAUCGAGGCGGGUGCUCAAGCGUUCAGCGCUCAUCUUUCUACUGUUACAUUUGGUGAACGUUGGUGUAGAGGUCGUGGACUCUAAGAUUCUGCGUUGUUUAUCCGGGGGUAAUCGGCCGGUUCCGGACAAUAAUAACGUUAUCCAGGUUGCAGUGCCCCGACGCGUGUUUGUUUUGACUUUUUUUUUCCUCUCGCCGACCAUGACCAUGAUGAGUACCUCUUUGCUCACCAUCUACAGGUGUUCGUUGUUGAUACGGCGCCCCUUCUGUACUUGCAGCACCCCUUGCAAUCCUUCAUUAUGCAUGUUGAGCUAGCCGUCUCGUGCUUUACGGUCUGACGCGCUUCAAGGUACUACUACGAUUUCGAUGACACUGGACUGAUACAGCGUCUUGCAUUGGCUAGGCACUGAGUCCGGUAGAAGCCGCAUAUAUACGGAUGGGGAUCCUUAUCAUUGAACGGCUACUUCGCUUACGUACGACCAGGUCGUGGUCCUUACAUUGGAACUUACAUAUCCUAGAACACAGUUUUGUUUCGCUGAUGAGCCCUAGCGCCGAUGUAUACAAUUCUCCUUCCUGUGGCGUAGGCAGGAACACAUUUUUGCGUGCCCGUUGUAGCGCCUUGGGCUCGAGAUACGUGCGAUG